UUAACAGCGAUUGGAUAGAUAUGAUGCCUAUCAUUAGCCGUGAACUGACUGAAUUGACGUUCAAUAUACCUUUGCUCUAGUCGAGGAUACAAACGUUUAUUUCAUAGCUACAGUCGUGUAUAAAUUCUAAAUUACAGGCAUUGGGAAGUUAACAGCAAAAUCAGAAGUUCUGGGACGUGAUAUUUGUGUGUCGAGUGAAGCAGAUGUUAUUGUUUUCUUUUCUGUAGAAAUGGGCUCGACAAAUUCCACCCUGUCAAAAAUUCCAAACGUCGAAGAAUUAAUGCAAGAAACGGGUUUCACCCCUGCACACAUUGUUCGACUUUAUGACCGUUUCGAAGCAUUGGACAAGGAAAAGACAGGCCAUCUCCGACCACAGGAUUUUGGAGCCAUUAAUAGGUUGGCGAUGAACCCCAUCGGGGAUCGGAUCAUUGGGGCUUUCUUCUCUCCAGGACAGGAAACAGUGGACUUCCACUCCUUUGUGAGGAUCCUGGCCCACUUCCGACCUGCGGACAAAAAACGUCCCAAAGAUCCCAGUAUGCCUGAACCUGUCAACAGUAGGACCAGUAAACUCAAGUUUGCCUUCCAACUAUAUGACCAAGAUAAAGAUGGAAAAAUCUCCAGAGCUGAGCUUCUACAGGUGCUGCGGUCCAUGCUUGAGAUGCAGGUGACGGAGGAGCAGCUAGAGAGCAUCGCCGACCGCACCAUCCAGGAGGCUGACCUGGACAAGGACGAUGCCAUCUCCUUUGAGGAGUUCCGCAAGUCCCUGGAGAAGGUGAACAUCGACCACAAGAUGAGCAUUCGCUUCCUGCGCUAGCUAGAGUGGUUGCACUGGGACAACUGACUGUUCAUGGAGAUGUUGCCCACUUUGUGUUUACUCAUCCCUCCAUGGUAAAAACAAGGCUUCUGCAGGGAAAUAUUAGUGAUUCCUUUAACUGGAUGACUAACACUAAAUACCUUAAAUGACUGAAUAAUAUGCUGUAACCUAAUAUGUUGUUUACAGCAAACUGGAAUAUGGGCAUCAUGCUCCAAAGUCUAACUGUACUAGAGGCCUACUGUAUAACUACAUAGUUACUGCUUUUAUAUAAUACAAUAAAAUGCUAUUUAAUAAUAAUAAUUAUGCAUGGGACUUAUUUAGUGGUAAUCAAGGACACAAAGUCGCCUUACAAUUGUAGAAGCAAAAAAAAAUAUGUUCGUUUUGACAAUAAGCUUUUAUGAAGGGAAACAGAUACUUGAAAUUCAUUUUUUGAAGUCCACUAUUUUUUGAAGUACACUAUCGGUCAAACGUUUUAGAACAUCUACUCAUUCAAGGGUUUUUCUUUAUUAUUACUAUUUUCUACAUUGUGGAAUAAUAGUGGAGACAUCACAACUAUGAAAUAACACAUAUGGAAUUAAACAAAAGAAAGUGUUAAACAAAUCAAAAAAUAUUUUAUAUUUGAAAUUCUUGAAGUAGCCACCCUUUGCCUUGAUGACAGCUUUGCACACUCUUGGCAUUCUCUCAACCAGCUUCACCUGGAAUGCUUUUCCAACAUUCUUGAAGUAGUUCCCAUAUAUGCUGAGCACUUGUUGGCUGCUUUUCCUUCACCCUGCGGUCCGACUCAUCCCAAACAAUCUCAAUUAGGUUGAGGUCGGGGGAUUGUGGAGGCCAGAUCAUCUGAUGCAGCACUCCAUCACUCUCCUUCUUGGUAAAAUAGCCCUUACACAGCCUUGAGGUGUGUUGGGUCAUUGUCCUGGUGAAAAACAAAUGAUAGUCCCACUAAACCCAAACCAGAUGGGAUGGCAUAUCGCUGCAGAAUGCUGUGGCAGCCAUACUGGUUAAGUGUGCCUUGAAUUCUAAAUAAAUCAAUGACAGUGUCACCAGCAAAGCACCCCUACGCAAUAACACCUCCUCCUCCAUGCUUUACGGUGGGAAAUACACAUGCAGAGAUCAUCCAUUCACCCACACCGCAUCUCACAAAGACACGGCAGUUUGAACCAAAAUUCUCCAAUUUGGACAAGACCAAAGGACAAAUUUCCACCAGUCUGUCCAUUGCUCGUGUUUCUUAGCCCAAGCAAGUCUCUUCUUAUUAUUGGUGUCCUUUAGUAUUGGUUUCUUUACAGCAAUUUGACCAUGAAUGCCUGAUUCACACAGUCUCCUCUGAACAGUUGAUGUUGAGAUAUGUCUGUUACUUGAAGUCUGUGAAGCAUUUAUUUGGGCUGCAAUUUAUGAGGCUGGUAACUCUUUAAUGAACUUAUCCUCUACAGCAGAGGUAACUCUGGGUCUUCCAUUCCUGUGGCGGUCCUCAUGAGAGCCAGUUUCAUCAUAGUGCUUGAUGGUUUUUGCAACUGCACUUGAAGAAACAUUCAAAGUUCUUGAAAUGUUCCGUAUUGACUGACCUUCAUGUCAUAAAGUAAUGAUGGACUGUCAUUUCUCUUUGAUUAUUUGAGCUGUUCUUGCCAUAAUGUGGACUUGGUCUUUUACAAAAUAGGGUUAUCUUCUGUAUACCCCCCCUACCUUGUCACAACACAACUAAUUGGCUCAAACGCAUUUAGAAGGAAAGACAUUCCAAAAAUGUACUUUUAAUUGAAAUUGCAUUCCAGGUGACUACCUCAUGAAGCUGGUUGAGAGAAUGUCAAGCAUGUGCAAAGCUGUCAUCAAGGCAAAGGAUGGCUGCUUUGAUUUGUUUAACACUUUUAUGGUUACUACUUGAUUUCAUAUGUGUUAUUUCAUAGUUUUGAUGUCUUCAUUAUCAUUCUACAAUGUAGAAAAUAGUAAAAAUAAAGAAAAACCCUGGAAUGAUUAGGUGUUCUAAGACUUUACUGUAAUAAGUCUCUAGAUGUAGCAAUUACACUGAAUUUGAGAACUAAACAUACGAGUACGAAAGUGAUAGAAUAUUUCUACAAAUUAAUAUUUUUGUCAAUUGUAGCAUUCAUUCACUGAGUUGCUUAUGAGGAGAAAAGGCCAUGAAAAACUUAAGCUUGGCUCUAAUUGUUUCAAUAGAUUCGAUUUAGAGACAGUCCAACAAAACAAAUGUCUACAUUUUGACCCAGAGUAAGGAAAGGGUCUGUUUGUGACUGACUGGAUGACUUUUGAAUUGUGUGCCAAAAUGUAUUUCUCAAAUCUCAGCAUUUUUUUGUCACAUACAUGGAAUCGUAAUUAAAUAACCCUAUUGGUA
This is a messenger RNA of Oncorhynchus keta (chum salmon), 3152 nucleotides long. Its product is annotated as calcineurin B homologous protein 2-like. The coding region runs from base 230 to 814 and encodes 194 amino acids. The record is from RefSeq and is a predicted model, not a curated record. The transcript has 7 exons. NCBI's taxonomy places the organism in Eukaryota, Metazoa, Chordata, Actinopteri, Salmoniformes, Salmonidae. Gene Ontology annotation, molecular function: calcium ion binding.